This is a messenger RNA of Nipponia nippon (crested ibis), 1284 nucleotides long. NCBI's taxonomy places the organism in Eukaryota, Metazoa, Chordata, Aves, Pelecaniformes, Threskiornithidae. The record is from RefSeq and is a predicted model, not a curated record.
AUGAGACGUUCUUUCCCCCCCGGCUUCGGCAGCCAGGACGCCGGAUUUACCCGUGGAAAGGAACAAACCUGCCCUCGGCGGGACGGGAAGGAGACGGACGGAGAAGCGGAGCGGGAAGGCGAUGAGGAGUCGUGGUUUCCGGGAAGGGACUCGCAACCCGUUCGGCAGCAGCGGGAUGAGGUUGGGAACGGCACAUCCAAACGCACGGCGCCGGUGGAAACGUCCCAGCCUUUUCCUUCCCGCAGGAGAGGGAAGCGCCGCGCUGGGAGCCGGCCGUGCCCCGGCGUGGACUUUGGAUGCGAGGCGCAGGGAGCGCCGGUGGCUCCUCGGAGGAAGCCGGGAAGCUUCGGCCGCCCCUGCCCGGGGCGGCGCAUCCCCGCAGGAGCUGCCCUGCAGGAUCCCGGCCUGGCCAUGGCGCACGCCGCACCCGUGACCGAGAUUAUCGAAGAGGUCAUGAAGGAGGACGGUUUCCAGCCGGAUCCGGCCCCCGUCCUGCCCAAAGCGUUGCCCAAAGGCUCGGCUAAGCUGGUGGCUCGCGGUUCUAGCCCUGUGGUGGCCGCCCGGCCACUGCACCCACCUGAGCCCUGCCCGCUGGCAGCCGGACUGGCACCCUACGGCGCCGCGGGGCUGCCGGCCAAAACCUUUAGCAACCUGGGCAUCCAGUGCGUGAAGAAGAAGGAGAUCGAGGCGGCGAUAGAGAAGAAGCUGCAGUUGGGAAUCGACCCCUUCAAAGGUGAGGGGAGGGCUCAAGCGGAGCCGUCCCGAUCGGCGCGGGGGAUCCGGAUCCCCUUUAGCAACCUGGGCAUCCAGUGCGUGAAGAAGAAGGAGAUCGAGGCGGCGAUAGAGAAGAAGCUGCAGUUGGGAAUCGACCCCUUCAAAGCCGGUUCCCUCAAGAACCAUCAGGAGGUGGACAUGAAUGUGGUGAGGAUUUGCUUCCAAGCUUCCUACAAGGACAGCUCCGGGCAGACGCGGCACCUCAACCCCGUGCUUUCGGAGCCCAUUUUCGACAAGAAGUCCACCAACACCUCGGAGCUGCGGAUUUGCCGGAUGAACAAGGAGAGCGGUCCCUGUACGGGCGGCGAGGAGCUCUACCUGCUCUGCGACAAGGUCCAGAAAGUAUCCCCCUGGAACUGGGACCAGCACCAGGACCAGCCUAGCCCAGUAUCCCCCUGGAACUGGGACCAGCACCAGGGCCAGCCUGGCCCAGUAUCCCUUGGGGACUGGGACCAGGACCAGCUUGGCCCAGUAUUGCCCUGGGACUGGGACCAGCCUGGCCCAGUAUAG